Saccostrea cuccullata (small rock oyster) is the source of this 1995-nucleotide messenger RNA. Its product is annotated as tRNA-splicing endonuclease subunit Sen2-like. Gene Ontology annotation, biological process: tRNA-type intron splice site recognition and cleavage; tRNA splicing, via endonucleolytic cleavage and ligation. The coding region runs from base 135 to 1826 and encodes 563 amino acids. Lineage: Eukaryota; Metazoa; Mollusca; Bivalvia; Ostreida; Ostreidae. The record is from RefSeq and is a predicted model, not a curated record. Gene Ontology annotation, cellular component: tRNA-intron endonuclease complex. The transcript has 10 exons. Gene Ontology annotation, molecular function: nucleic acid binding; tRNA-intron lyase activity.
CCAAUAUGGCAGCCCCCUGUAACAUGUGAAAUCCAAAUCUAUUGGACAAACAUUCAUGAAACAGACUUUAUUGUCUGCAACAAUGAAACUGUAAAUGUCAUAACUUUAAAUUCUGUGAAGAUCAAGCAACAGUCAUGUCCUACUCUAAACUGAUCAAUCCAAAGAAGAAGAGACGGGUGUUUGCCACCAAAGAAUCACCGUUCCCUGUUCCUAUAUCAAGCAUUACAAGGGAACCAGCCUCAGAAAAGCAAUGGCUGUAUUACACGGGGGAUCUAGUGGGGAACCAGGUUAUAGUCCAUCACUCAGGAGAUAUCAGCUUCUUGUACAAAAUGGGGUUUUUUGGCAAGGGGACCCUGUCCAGAAGUAAGCCAGAGUUCAAUCAGAGAUGUAAGGUGGUUUCCUUACCCAAACCUGAUGGAGAGACCAACACGUAUAGGGUGACCAGUAGGAGAAGCUACUUGAGGAGACUUAAUUGGCAGAAUGCCAAGUCAGGUGACCCAGAAUUUGAAGAAUAUGACAGUUCACAGGAAGUAGAAUUCUGGGAGGAUGAAGUAAAUCAUGCGAGAGGAGAAACACAGAAUGUUUUCCAUGCAGAUUCACUGUCAAGUAAUAAGAAUAACAGUGAAAAUGAUGUUCAAGGUGUUGAUUUGAUUGAUCAAGAUACUAGCCAAUCACCCGAAGAGGAUGAAUGGUCAGCAGCUGUGGAAUCAUGGGAUAAUGCAGAGGCUGAUGAGGAUUUCUGGGGAGUGGAUCCGAAAGAGGACACAAUUAAAACCCCAUCCUCAUCAAGUCUUAAAACAAUGACUCAUGAUAUGACAGCUAAAAGAAAAAGAGAAGAUGAAUGGGAAGAUUCCAGGGAAGAUACUGACUUCUGGUGUAGUGAAAAUUCAAACACUGCCUCUAAUCCAGACAAAAAUUCAUAUGUUCCAUCAAGUUCUCAAAAUGACAUCAUCCCAUCAAAGGAUUUCCCUCAGAAUUCUGCUGCUAAAGAAAAUGUAGAUGAAGAACCUUCAAAAUUUGUGCCAAAUGUUGAAAACUGUAACAUGAAUAAGCAGACUGAAUCUCCGCAUAGGAAUUUAAUUGAAACAAUUGUGAUGGAUGUUCAAACUAGUUCAGAUAAAGAAUUAUCAGAUAAAAAGGAAGACGAACAAGUUGAUCCAUUGUGUGAGUCUGACAAAGAACAGGGAGAGUUGUUUGUGAUGGAAGACUCUGAAAAUGAAAGUGAAAAUAGGAAAAGAAAAUGGAAAGAACUGACAUGGAAACCAGUGGUUAAAGAGGAUCCCUACUUUGUCAAGGAAUUCCUACAUCUUACAUUCCAAGAGAGUUUCUUUUUGAGCUAUGGUCUUGGGUGUCUGCGAUUAUAUGAAAAUGAUAAGCUUUUAAAUUUGUCAGAGAUGUGGAGAAUAUUUUGUCAAAGGCAAGACAGAUUUGUCCCCCUUUAUGUAGCAUACCAUUAUUACAGAAGCAAAGGAUGGGUUCCAAAAACUGGGCUCAAAUUUGGAGCAGACCUCAUUAUAUAUAAGGAGGGUCCACCAUUUUACCAUGGUAGUUACUCUGUGCUGGUGAAAAUGGUAGAUGAGAAUUUAGCGGAGGAGGAAAACUCACGAACAUUGACCUGGACACAGCUGGCUGGACUGAAUCGCCUGACUGAACAUGUAGCCAAGGAAUUGAUGAUAUGCUAUGUAAUCAGACCUAGGCACCUCACACCAUCUGACCUCAUGUCAUCUCCCAAAGUUAUCAGUCAAUUCAAGGUUAAGGAGAUGGUUGUUUCACGCUGGGUUUCCUCUCAAGAAAGAGAAUCCAAGAAUUCAGAAGAAAUACCUUGACUUUAAUAUCCAUAUUGACAUUUAUUAUUGUGCAAUAUAUUUUGGACCUCUAGUGCCUCCACAUUGUGAAAGAUGUCCAGUGUUAUAAAUGAAUUGAAUUUAAUAUAUCGCAUCAAAUUGAAUGUUAUUAGUUGUUUUUGUCGGUUGUUUUUAAAUUACAGUGGAUCUA